AUGGCGCAAGGCCGACUCACUCUUCCCGCAGAGACUGUUGGGUGUAUAUCGCAACACCUCGAGUCACCUGAUCUGCUAAGCUUACGCUCCGCCUGCCGGGCUCUAGCUGACAAGACAUCUGGACCUUUCCAGGACCGUUUCUUUCGCACGCGCCAUAUCAUGCUUGAACAUCAGAGCAUCCGGAACCUGGUCGAGAUCUCUCACCAUUCAGUUUUCCGUUGCGCGGUGCAAGUCGUCGAACUCACUACUGAUCACUUGGUCGCGCCUCCGGAUUACAUGAGCCGAGCGGACUAUGAGAUGUGUGGGAUUAACGAUGAAUAUGAUUGCAUCAGGCUCAGCGACGGUGAGACUUUGUCACUUGGCGAUGACAGUUACGAGGCUGUUAUUGAGAGGUAUAGGGCCGAAUGGGGUAGCUACAGGGACUUCCUUCUGAGAAAGGGAGACUGGAUCAGGGACUUGGUUGAGGCACUAUCCAACCUCCCUCAUUGCAAAGCUGUCGGCAUUGACGACGACGUCCGUCCCUGGGGGGCCCUUCGACUCGGUCGCCGCAUUGGCACGUUUCCGAACCGCUUCGUCACUCCCUUCCAGGCCCAGAGUAUGGUCUUUGCCACCACGUUGAUCAGAGCCCUGUUCAUAGGACUGCUGCACAGUCGCCAUGCUGUAGAGAGACUCUAUAUUCAGUUUGGCGAUCUGAAGACGGGCUGCACCUCUGUCACCCCACGCAUGCUAUCAACGAUCCCUGUGUCUGUAGACACUUUGAAGAAUCGGCUUGCUCCCAUCAAAACCCUGCUACUUGUGGUCAACCCAAACAGCCACCAGAACGCAUUCGAUGAGGAUGUGAAGAAACUAGUUUCCAACCACCGCCCCGAUCCAGGACUACGGAUUUCCGAUUGGUGUCCGGAGUUCUGCGGCUUCCUCCGUCUUUUUCUCACGCUGACCGACUUCACCUUACACUUCAAUCCCCGCGACGAAAGGCAAGCAAUUUCCGAGGCUUUCCGAGGAUCUUCGAAUUCCCAGCCUCCAGAGCCCUCCGUAUCGAGUUCGUCGACUGCACAAGGGACGAGCUUAUGA
Messenger RNA from Colletotrichum aenigma, 1071 nucleotides. RefSeq lists its product as uncharacterized. The transcript has a single exon. NCBI's taxonomy places the organism in Eukaryota, Fungi, Ascomycota, Sordariomycetes, Glomerellales, Glomerellaceae. The record is from RefSeq and is a predicted model, not a curated record. The coding region runs from base 1 to 1071 and encodes 356 amino acids.